This is a messenger RNA of Anopheles maculipalpis, 354 nucleotides long. Its product is annotated as protein NATD1-like. The transcript has 2 exons. Lineage: Eukaryota; Metazoa; Arthropoda; Insecta; Diptera; Culicidae. The record is from RefSeq and is a predicted model, not a curated record. Bases 1 to 354 code for a protein of 117 amino acids.
AUGUCCUGUCUGCUGUCGGCAAGACUUCUCACAUCACGUAUUAGUACAACCCGAGCGUAUUGCACCGCGACGGGAGUGAAAAACGAUACUCAACGUAAUAAAUUUGUAAUUGAACUCAGCAAGAACGAUGAAGCGUAUCUGCAGUACACAGUAGAUCACAAUGCUAACUUGAUCAGGUUCCAGCAUACGUACGUACCGGACGCUGGCAAGGGCAAGGGAUUGGGCAAAAAGCUAGUGGAGUCGGCUUUUCAAUAUGCCAUAGCGCAAAAGAUGCUGGUCAAGCUGGAGUGUGAUUUUGCGGUCAAAUAUUUCAAAGAUAAUCAGUCUACAUAUAAGGCUUACGUAACGAAAUGA